AACAAAUGAUUUAUAUAGAAAAAGUCAAACUGUAUUCACAGCACUGAGUAACUAUGAGAUAGAUUCGACUCCAGUUGCGGAAAAGAGAUAUAGAUGGAUAGCGCGGGUAGUCCACUCUCGAAAUUACAACUACCCGCACAUGUGUACCGCAGUGUGCAUUGAUACACGGAUAUUUAUAACUGCCGCUGCUUGUAUAUCCACAUUAAAAGUGGUUCAGACAUCAAUAAUUUACCAAUAUGGCCGUCUACACGCGAUAGCUUUUGUCGUGCCAUCGAACGGUUCACAGCAAGCGUUUGAUGAUAUUGGCUUUAUAAUUGUUGUGAAAGACAAGGCUAUGAGAUGGCGGACGAUCGAUAUAUUCGAUACAGUUAACCGGACUGAUGAUAAUUUUGAGUGGUUCGCAGAAAUAUUUGAUAAUGAUGAGAUUGAGCAUAAAGUUGUGGGAUAUACUGUUCCAAAGAUUAUACACCAUCUAGUAAUACCAGAUAAACAAUUUUACCUCACGGAAUUACCUGUUGUAGUUAACAUAAAUCUAUGUCCAUCAAUAUUGACGUUCAACAAUCUGAUAUCCGGUUUCUACACGCCUUGUUAUCAUUCCUGUUCGGUUCCGGAUUAUGAGAUGGGGGCGAAAUCUUGCUCGUCGUACCACGGGGUAGAGGGAGCUGCGGUGUUCAAUGUUGCCAGUAACAAGUUGCUCGGUGUUGCCACCUGGGGCCCGACUAAUAUGAAACCAUUGCCAGUAGGUUUUGCAGUGCCAAAUUCGGAGAACUUUUAUGAAGAUUAUAUUUGCGCGAAAAGAAUACGUGAUGAUGAAAGUAAUCAUGAAUCUGGAUAUCAGAAACUUUGUGAUGGAUAA
Messenger RNA from Papilio polytes (common Mormon), 856 nucleotides. RefSeq lists its product as uncharacterized. The record is from RefSeq and is a predicted model, not a curated record. Lineage: Eukaryota; Metazoa; Arthropoda; Insecta; Lepidoptera; Papilionidae. Bases 140 to 856 code for a protein of 238 amino acids. The transcript has 4 exons.